Dreissena polymorpha is the source of this 5106-nucleotide messenger RNA. Its product is annotated as transmembrane channel-like protein 7. Gene Ontology annotation, cellular component: plasma membrane. Gene Ontology annotation, molecular function: mechanosensitive monoatomic ion channel activity. NCBI's taxonomy places the organism in Eukaryota, Metazoa, Mollusca, Bivalvia, Myida, Dreissenidae. The record is from RefSeq and is a predicted model, not a curated record. The transcript is spliced from 19 exons. The coding region runs from base 106 to 2577 and encodes 823 amino acids.
CUGUGGAAUGUAACCUGAUCUGGGCGUUUAAUCGUUUCGUGAUUCGGAAGAGGUUGUAAACAAUCAGGAAGUAUUUAUAUAUAGAUAAAGAUGGUGCUGACAUAAAUGAUGGCAGAAGGUGGACAUGAUGCUUAUAGAAGCAGGGAAUACAUACCCAUGUCAACAAUCAACCCAGGAUACGAGGAUAUCCAUGGCUACCCCAGUGAUUCACCCCCCAAUCUGCCGCCGAGGGGAGCAUUCAGGAGAGACAACUACCCUCAUAGGGAGUACAGGGAGGAUGACCUUGAGAUGAGGACCGAGGCAGACCUCCCGCAUAGAGGGAACUAUGGGACCAGUAUGAGCGGCAAUGGGUCUGGUACGGGCGGGAGAAACUGGGCUAGGGAGGAGACACCUCGAGACACAGCCAUCCUCCUGGAGUCUCUGCCGAGCAAACAGCUUGAGAAACUGGCAAGUGAGAUUGCACAUGGCAAUUCAUCAGUGCGGCGUAGAUCAUCCAAACGCAGAUCAUUACGAGGCAUUCACAUCCCAACCGGACAAAAUGUGUCUGAGGAACUGAUCCAGCAUUACCAGGAUGACCCGGACGCAGCCGGAUUAGACGACAGUGAACUCAAAGCCAUGACUCUAAGAAUGUCUGACAAACGUCGCAUCAGGAACGAAGUCACAUUAAAGCGUGAAACAUUAAAGCGUCAACAGCCAAAACUCUCGCGGUGGAAACAGUUCAAAUACAAUCUUAGUAUUCAAUGGAGGCACUUCAAGUACAGCAUUGCAGAAGUCGGCUACUUCUUCAAACUCUGGCGAGGUCACUUGAAGAAAAUCGAGGGUCACUUUGGUUCGGGCGUACUCUCCUAUUUCCUAUUCCUCAAGUGGCUGUUCUACAUCAACAUUCCUGUGUUUAUCCUCACGUUUGGCUUUGUGAUCCUUCCACAGAUUCUCUACGAACAUCUUGGACGUGGAAGUUCGGGGUCUACAAAUACAACGUUCAAAGGAUGGGAACUACUCACUGGUUCCGGUUGGUUUGAGGACACAGAGCUGUACUACGGCCACUACACCAAUACGACUAUCAAUCUAGUGGGUGAUUCCUACUACAACAUGAAGUAUGCAUAUCUGUUCACAUGCGGGGGAUACUACCUGCUCUGCCUGUUUAUCCUAGCAUUUAGUAUAUCCAAGUCCUACAAGAAGAACUACAUAGAGGGAAGCGGAGCGGCUGACUUCUACUACGUGAGCCGUGUGUUCUGUGGCUGGGACUAUGGAAUCACCGCCAAGAACUCUGCUGUUCUCAAACAUGUCGGCAUAUACAACGAGUUUAAGGAGUAUCUGUCCGGAGUGAAGAAGGAAGAGGAGGAGGAGGAUCUGUCAACACGCUGUAAGUGGUUCUGGAUCAGAGUCUCCACCAACAUCCUGGUCCUCGCCAUGAUAGGGGGCGCUGGCUACCUGAUCUACUACGUCUCGGACGUUCUACUAAGUCAGUCCAUCAAAGUGGACAUUCUGAUUUUAAAUGAGAUGGCUAUGCCCCUGACAGUGUCUGGGGUCAAUCUCAUCCUGCCGUUUCUGUUCUCCUUUGUGGCACGCUUUGAGGCAUACAAGCAACCAAAGAACCAGCUCUAUAUCAACAUGACCAGGACUAUGCUUUUGAAGGCUGCCACCCUGGGUGUUCUCGUGUACUUUUGGUAUCAACGGUUGGAAACUACUGUCUUGUGUCGUGAAACAUUCAUAGGACAGCAGAUCUACCGCCUUGUCAUUGUGGACUUUGUCUUCAUCCUGCUCACAACAUUCUUUGUAGAGUUUGUCAGAAGACUCAUGAAAGAGAAUUGUUUCAAGAGCUGGGGCUACCCGGAGUUCGAGAUUGGCAGGAACACCCUCAACCUUAUCUACUCCCAGGCUCUCUGCUGGUUGGGUACAUACUUUUCACCAAUGCUGUCCCUAAUCAUGAUAAUCAAGUUGUUUAUCAUAUUUUAUGUUAAAAGGUUCAGUGUGGUGAUGAACUGCAAGCCGUCGCUGCGUCCCUGGCGUGCAUCCAGGGCCCACACAAUUUUCCUCUCCUUCCUCCUCCUGUUCUACCUGCUCACACUGGGAGCCAUAGCCUACGCCAUCAUCUUCUUGAAGCCAAGCGAGAUGUGCGGUCCAUUCCGGCAGCAUAAGACAUCGUACGAGGUUGUGGUGCUGUUGAUUGACAGCUGGAAGGCAAAGUAUCCGGUCCUGGUGGACAUCAUCAGCUUUGUCUCAUCCUCAGGCUUUAUAGCCGCCACGCUGGGUGUCCUCCUGGUUCUUACAUACUAUAUGCGGAUAGUGAUGGUGGGACACAAGGAGAUGGUGAAGUUGCUGAGAGAUCAGCUCCUCAUGGAGGGUCGUGACAAGUCCUACCUCCUCAACAUGCUGCAGACAGCCCACAAGAAGGGCUCAGUAGGUGUCAGGAGCCCAGGUGGACAUCUCCUGUCUGCGGGCUCAGAGGCAUCGGGCGAGAUCACCACAUCCCCAGGAGGUCGACAGUUUGCCAAGACGCGUUUCAAUUCAGGAAACUCCCCAACCCCGACUCGACAGCGCCAUAGGGAGGGCAGCUAUGGGGCAGCAUCACCUUAGAGAGACAUGGUAGCAUGGCACAGUAUCAACUAAGAGAGCCAUGUUCACAACAUCAUCACCUUAGAGAGACACGUUCACAGCAGCUUCACCUUAUAGAGACCUUAAUAGAGAGAUAUGUUCACAGAAGCAUCUCCUCAGAGAGACAUGGUAGCAUGGCGCAGUAUCAACUAAGAGAGACAUGUUCACAGCAUCAUCACCUUAGAGAGACACGUUCACAGCAUCAUCACCUUAGAGAGACAUGUUCACAGCAUCAUCACCUUAGAGAGACAUGUUCACAGCAGCAUCACCUUAGAGAGACAUGUUCACAGCAGCAUCACCUUAGAGAGACAUGUUCACAGCAGCAUCACCUUAGAGAGACAUGUAUCAUCACCUUAGAGAGAAAAACAGUUUGAAGCAAGAAGAUCUUUGCUCUAAAUUAGAAUUUAUAGAUAAAAUCUGUAGAAUCUUCCAAAAAUGAUUUUUAAGGGAUGGUUUACUGUUAUAAUUUGAAAACCAUCGAUUGUUUAUAUUCAUUUUUUGCAACAGACUUGAAGGUUUUGUCCACCAGGAAAAUGUUUUCUUGAAAAAAAAGAGAUCUGUUAACAGUUUUACUUUUAAUUGAAAUAUUCUGUAAAAAUCUUAAAAUAUGAUAAAUAAAAAAGCAGUAUAGCAUUAAAUACAUGCAUGUUGUAGAAAACAAGUCCUGCUAGUGACCCGCUGUGAAACCAGCCAUGGGACCAGCCAUGGGACCAAGGAUGAACGUCAUCAUCUGUGCCUUCAUGGCACAUAAGUAGUUCAUUAUGGAUAAACCUGAUCAACACUUGAUAAUUGUAGAAAAGAGCAAAUUUACUUUCAAAUGUGUUUUGUGCUUUUUAAAUUGAAACCUGAUUUACAUACAUUGGACCAGAAUGAUUUUCCAAUCUUGUUUUUGGUUAUAAAAGCUUGUUUACAUGGCACAAGUGUGUUAUUUACUAUUGUUUGAAUGCAAUUUGGGGUAAAAUGGGCCAAAAAGUACCUGUAGGCUGUCAAGGACUAACUGACUUAUUGUCACAAUUCUCUAUGUAUUAUAAAUAGUUUUUGGAACAUUAGAAGAUUUUUGUCAAAGCUAAUUGUUGAUGGCUGUGAUUUGUUGCUGGGUGUGAGUUUAUUUUUUUGUUUCUUUUAAUGUUUUUUUUCUAUUGCAGAUAUGUAAAUAUGCAACAGCAUGUGUUCAAGUUCACAUUUUACUUUAUAUGCCAUGUAUGGUUGCUUCACAAUAAAAAUGCACAUUUGAAUGUUGUCAAUACUGGUGAAAAAAUAAGCACUAUGCUUUGAAUAUGUUUAAUAAUAAACUGACAUAAAAUAUGUGUAAGUUCAUAUAAAGUGCCUGAUUUUGGUCAGGGAUACAACAUCAAAUUUAUUUGAGUCUAUUGUCAUGUUUCUUGUAUACAAGCAUUUUUUUAGUCUUUGUUAUUUGGUUUAAUUAUCAUUUUUAAUGAGAGUUUUUUUGCAAAUAGAUAAAGUUUAGCCAUAUAUUGAUAUAUAGAAAUAACAUUUUUAGCUCGACUAUUAUAUAUAAAAUAUAUAUAGUGGAGCUAUCCUACUCAACCCGGCGUUACCGUUAGCGUCUGCGUUAGCGUUAGCGUGCAAAUGUUAAAGUUUUCGUACUACCCCAAAUAUUUUCAUUGUGCCUUGACAUAUUGCUUUCAUAUUUUGCAUACUUGUUUACCAACAUCACCCCGACCUAUAAACAAGAGCAGACAACUCUAUCAAGCAUUUUGUCAUAAUUAUGGCCUCUUUUCCACUUACAAUAUGCAGCAAAAGUUAAAGUUUGCGUACUACCCCAACUAUUUUCGAUGUCCCUUUACAUAUUGCUUUCAUAUUUUGCAUACUUGUUAACCAUCAUGACCCCAACCUAUAAACAAGAGCAGACAACUCUAUCAAGCAUUUUGUCAUAAUUAUGGCCCCUUUUCCACUUAGAAUAUGCAGCAAAUGUUAAAGUUUUCGUACUACCCCAUUUAUUUUCAUUGUCCCUUGACAUAUUGCUUUCAUAUAUUGCAUACUUGUUUACCAACAUCACCCCAACCUAUAAACAAGAGCAGACAACUCUAUCAAGCAUUUUGUCAUAAUUAUUGUCCCUUUUAUACUUGCAAUAAUACUUAUAAUAUGCAUAUUAUUGAUAAAUCUAUGUUAAAGUUUGCGUACUACCCGAAAUAUUUCCUAUAUCCUUUGACAUAUUGCUUUUAUAUGUUGCAUACUUGUUUACCAACAUGACCCCAACCUAUAAACAAGAGCAGACCACUGUAUCAAGCAUUUUUACAUAAUUAUGACCCUUUUAACACUUAGAUAAUUGAACAUUUUGCUUAAAUUGCCAUAACUUCUUUAUUUAUGAUCACAUUUUAUUAUUACUUUUACAAAACAACACUUACCUGAAUACCACGCCCCUACCCAGAAUCCCUCCCCUCCCCCAACCUCCCUAAAAAAAAAUUUUAUUUUAUUUUUUUAAACAUCAUCUAAUAAAUUACCACACCCCGCAUUAUACCCCCCCCUACCCCCCCCCCCCCAAAAUUU